ACAAUCGAUGAUGAUAUAUUUGAAGAACAGGAUAUUAGUUUCUUUUGUCGAAACGGAACAAGCUUGAGUUGUUGUCCUCACUUAGCGAAUAAAAUCGCUUAUAAACAUUAUUCUCGGUGUGCAUCAAUUAUUCUCAUCAAUAAUAGUGGCUAUAAUAUGACAUUAGAUGUUGUAAAUCUUGAAGAUGGUCGUUGGGUCACUUCAGAUGAUUACGGCGAUGAUGUUUUCGACUUAAACUGCAAACCACGCUCACUUUUACCUUAUGAAUCGGAAGCUAUUUCUAGUGUUACAAAUCAGGUUCUUGGUGGAGUGAUAGGUUAUGUUAGUUAUAUAAUUGAUGAUGUUUCUAGAUCAAUCGGGCAACAAGAUAGACAAUCUUAUGAGUCCCUCUUACAAAGGGAGAGACAAAGACAACCAAAAUAUAAUAGUCCUUUCGCACAUAAUAACCAAUAUGGACAACGAGGACAAUAUUCUUACAAUAAUUCCAAUAAUAAUAAUCAUUAUGAACAACAAGGACAAUCUUCUUACAAUAGUUUCAAUAGAAAUGAUUCUCCACCACCUUAUGAUCAAAUUUUCUCUUGA
Messenger RNA from Racocetra fulgida, 582 nucleotides. The record is from the annotation of a GenBank genome assembly. Lineage: Eukaryota; Fungi; Glomeromycota; Glomeromycetes; Diversisporales; Gigasporaceae.